AAGCCAGCCUCUCCAACUUGACCUUGCUUCCAUCACUGCACAUCUGGCUUCGAAACAACAUCUCUAAUCCCAACUUUCCCACUACUGCAUGUUUCAAGAGUCUCACGACAGGCGGAUAUAGUUGAUCAUCAGGAUUACUGAUUUCCUGGCAGUCAAAGCAUCCCCAAGAAGCCUUUUUUACCCCACCACCCUGCAAAUUGAGUAUCAAGUAGUGUCUUGGCCAGUCAGAAUGGACGGAAAGCGGCAUCCGAGCUCUUUCCAACAGCUCGAGAAGCUCGGCGAGGGAACCUAUGCGACAGUCUUCAAAGGUCGUAACAGACAAACCGGCGAGCUGGUUGCGCUAAAAGAAAUUCACCUUGACUCCGAGGAAGGCACUCCUUCUACCGCCAUCCGAGAGAUAUCCCUUAUGAAGGAGCUCAAACACGAGAACAUUGUCGCCCUCCACGAUGUUAUUCACACCGAGAACAAACUCAUGCUCGUUUUUGAGUUUCUAGAUGGCGAUCUGAAGAAGUACAUGGACACGAAUGGCGACAGGGGUGCUCUGAAACCAGCACAGAUUAAAUCCUUCAUGUAUCAGCUGCUUCGAGGCAUCGACUUCUGCCAUCAAAAUAGGGUUUUGCAUCGCGAUCUCAAGCCACAGAACUUGCUUAUCAACAGCAAGGGCCAGCUGAAGCUUGGUGAUUUUGGCUUGGCUCGAGCUUUCGGCAUUCCAGUGAACACCUUUUCGAACGAGGUUGUCACCCUGUGGUACAGGGCACCCGAUGUUCUCCUCGGCAGUCGUACCUACAACACAAGUAUAGACAUAUGGUCAGCAGGUUGUAUCAUGGCGGAGAUGUACACUGGUCGGCCACUAUUCCCUGGCACCACGAACGAAGAUCAACUCACAAGGAUCUUCCGCAUCAUGGGAACGCCGACAGAACGGACCUGGACCGGAAUCACCCAGCUUCCUGAGUACAAGCCAACGUUUAGUCUAUACGCCACACAAGACCUUCGCCAGAUCCUUCCACAAAUUGACCCCACUGGCAUCGAUCUCCUUCAACGCAUGCUGCAGCUGCGCCCAGAGUUGCGCAUCAGUGCAAACGAGGCACUCAAGCACCCCUGGUUUAAUGACAUUAUUAUGCAGCAGCAUCAGCAGCAGCAAGCCCUACAAGCCCAGGCUCGAGCUUAUACCCCUGCGCAGGGCUCUUACGAGGGCUACUAGCCAACUGCCCCUGCGAAGCCUAGAGCAUGACGAUCAGGCGUCAAGUAUCUCGUCUCAAACUGUCUUAUAUUACACUCCGUAACGCUCCUGCCGCGGAAGCCGGCGCAAUUAUCUCUUUCGAACCCUAGGCGGUGGCCUUUGCCAAUUCGGUUCCCCUGGUCCCAGGAGCGGAUUUAAAGAGUACUCAUUCCUUGUGGACGAAACUGCCGUCCACUGGACUUCGAAAUGCCAUCUUCGUGGGCUCACGUAUCCAGGUCUCGGCUCGCGCGAAGGACGGGUCGUCUUCCGGAUACCCUGACGAGGUUCUCAGGCGCGCCACCUGGCUUCUCACCAGUUCAGCCACCUUCUUUCUCAAGUAUAUGGCUUCUUCCAGCCCCUCAAGAGCUUCCGGAGCGAGAGGUUUACCGGAGUCCCCAAUACGAACUUGGUGCUCCUCCACCAGAUGUCUCCACCUCUUACGAAACUCGCCAAAAACUUGAUCCACAUCUACUGCAUCACCAAACACAACCCUUACUUUUCGCCCAACCCGCGGAAGCCAGCGCGGUUUUCCUCUGUUCUCAUGCAUGAUGAGAUGAUGCCCGUCAAUGAACAUGGGCACAAAUUUUGGCGCAGGGUUGCUCUCGAGGAUCAAGCGAGAAACGCCCCAUUUGAAGUAUCGGAGUGAGAGUUCCGGGUGCUGGUGGACGCAUGCUUCUGGGAAUAUAUGCACCCAGGCGUUGCGUUCUUCAUCAUAGGCCGAGGGGGCAGGAAACACGUCACCCGCUUUGGUGGUGAAAGUAGGUCCCGAAGCGCCGGACGGCGGGCUUGUUGCUUCUCCAGAGAGCACGCGAACGGCCUCGUUCAUGGUCGGCUGAAACAGGCCCCCAUGAGGCGAAUAUAGUAGUCGAUGGGUUGGUAGAACCUGGCCGAGGCUAAAAAAAGUUGACAUGAACUUGCUGUAUAUUCGUAAGCGCUGUUCGUCGUUGUCGAGGUAUGUCGUGGUCGCACUGACUUCUUGAAACAUAUAUCGUGAGCUCCGAGCCCCCAACGAAGAUUUCGAGGCUUGAAAGCAUACUUCAGUGGUAACACUCCCCACGUGACUGGGUCAUCUAGCCUAGGGGGGUUGGUUAGGAAGAAGUGUCCAUGUAUAGGACAUGCAUAGCCUUACACGCUGAUAUGGUUUGAGACUGUU
Verticillium alfalfae VaMs.102 is the source of this 2372-nucleotide messenger RNA. RefSeq names its product Protein tyrosine kinase. NCBI's taxonomy places the organism in Eukaryota, Fungi, Ascomycota, Sordariomycetes, Glomerellales, Plectosphaerellaceae. Bases 230 to 1201 code for a protein of 323 amino acids. Gene Ontology annotation, cellular component: cytoplasm; nucleus. Gene Ontology annotation, molecular function: cyclin-dependent protein serine/threonine kinase activity; ATP binding. Gene Ontology annotation, biological process: protein phosphorylation. The transcript is spliced from 2 exons. The record is from RefSeq and is a predicted model, not a curated record.